Linum trigynum is the source of this 2057-nucleotide messenger RNA. The record is from the annotation of a GenBank genome assembly. NCBI's taxonomy places the organism in Eukaryota, Viridiplantae, Streptophyta, Magnoliopsida, Malpighiales, Linaceae.
UCUCAUCAUGAGAUUGGACAAUAAAGUAGUGACAUUCAAAUUUUUGAAGAUCCCAGCGAUAAAUUAAAACCCAUUAUUCUUCAGGGAUAAAAAGUAAAAACCACCACCACCAACUUGGGUUGGGUCAAAUUUGAAACUCACCCCUUUCAUUUCAGGGCUUGGCACAUCAAUUUAACAUAUCCGGCCCAAUUAAAAACCCUAGUUUUUGCAUAUGACGAGUCGAGUGGGUUGGUAGCGAGAAAAACCAUUUUAAGUAAUGCGGCCAACAGGCAACAGCCGGUAAUCGGCGCGUGAAGUUACCGGGAAAGGCCGUAACAUAUUAUUACGGCCAGGCCAGGAGCGUGAAUCUAUUAUCUACAUACAUACUCCACCGUAAAAUCUGUCUUUCUGCCGUUUUAGUUUCCACCCCAUCCCCUGCCUUUAAAUACACCACUGUCUGCAUUCUCGUUCGUACAGAAAAACCUCUGCUUACUUCAAAUCUUCCCAGGUUCAAAGGUACGUCCCUGUGUCUGAAUUCCCUAGUCGUUUGGUAAUCCAAUUCUGCAUGCACCUUCGUUUUCCCUUCUUUUUGAUCCAUGGCCAUUUGCAAGUUGUGAAGCCUGAGGGUGGAAGUUGUUCGCUUUGUUUGUAAUCUCUUGUUUAAUUGUGAAGCGGUCUGGAAAAUGAAGGAUCGUCUCUUCCUUUCAUUUCAUCUCUGUAUGCUUGUGUUCUGUUGUAUAUCUGUAUAUCAUCAGCGCUUUUUAAGUACUUUUUCCCCUUGCUUUUGUCUGCUUUGUUAAUGGAAAAUUCAGAAUUGUUUGAUUGCACUAUGUUUGCUUUGCGUCCAAGUAACGGCUAUAUUGGGUUUUUCUGAUGCCAUGGAAUUUGUCUAUGAUCAGUUGGGUUUCGGAUUGUCGAAUGGUUUACUUCCCAGUGGUGGUGAUCUGUGAUUGAGAAUAAUUGAUUGUUCUGCAAUUCGGGAGAUUGUUUUGAUUCCCUGUAGCUUGAAUGACCAGAUUUAUGAGUUUGGUAGUGAUGUCUCUGAAAGCUUUACCUUUUUGGUGGAAACUCGAAACCUUACGUCGUCGAUUUUUGCUUGUUCCAUCUAAUAUAAUAGUAGCUUGUUGUGCUUGUAAAUUGUAAUUUAUCUGUUGCUUUGAAAAGUGUCCGAGUUCCCUUCAUUAGGGUUUGAAAUGUGUUAUUCUAUCUGUAGUAAUGGACUAAACGAUGUUUGAAGUAGCACGCUGGAUGAACCACUUCAUGAUUGUGGCCAUGUUUUGGGAGAAACUAGCUAGAUGGAACGAUUUCUUCUUACUUAGUUGUUUAGAUGCAUUUUCGAAAUGGGAUUGUCGACUAAUUAACAUUGUGUGCAACUCUUAGCCACGGUUAUCAGGGGAAGUAGAAGGGGGCACAAGAAUGCCUACUUCUGAGAAGGAUGCAUUGGGUUAUCUCGACGCUGUAAAGCAGACAUUUCGGGACGAACCCCAAACGCACGAGGACUUUCUCGAGGUUUUGAAGGAUUAUAGAGCUAUGAGAAUUGACACUAGCAGUGUCAUUGCAAGGGUGAAGCAGCUAUUUAGAGGGCAUCCUGACCUGAUUUUGGGGUUCAAUACCUUCCUGCCUGAGGGAUAUAAGAUCAGCCUCGCAGUUGGCGAUGCUAAAAAACCUCCUCCUCCACGGAAGAAACCAGUUGACUUUGAAGACGCCAUCACCUUCAUCAGCAAAAUUAAGAGGAGGUUUCAAGGCGAUGCUCGAGUUUACGAUUCGUUUAUGGAUGUCUUGAUGAGGUUUCGGAGUGGGCGUCUACCCAUAGCAGAGGUUUAUCUACGGGUGGCUGAACUUUUCAAAGACCACAGCGACCUACUUGAGGACUUUGUUCAAUUUUUGCCGGAGAGCUAGCUGAGCUAUUCGCCAGUUGUUGUCAUAUCACAGAAGCUCCAUGAAGAGAAAGAAAGUUUGUGCGGAUACUAUUAGAGGUUGAGAAGAGGGUAGUUUUUCUUCUGUUUUUGAGAGGAACUUUGGAAUGUUUUGGAUUGGCGUUUCGUUUCAUCAUCGUUGAAUAAAAUAUUGAAGUUGCA